Molecule: messenger RNA, 1326 nt
Organism: Naegleria lovaniensis
Lineage: Eukaryota; Heterolobosea; Eutetramitea; Acrasida; Naegleriidae
Exons: 2
Coding region: 1-1326 (441 amino acids)
Source: RefSeq, a predicted model, not a curated record
AUGCACAAAUUCAAUACGCUUUCUCUCCUUCGAAAUUCUUCUUCGGCUGUUGUUCCAUCCAAUCUUGUGGCUUUACCUUCCUCUCGCGCCUACUCCACUUACCGAGUUAAAAUUAAGAGACAUAGAGCCCCUAAAGGUCUCGGAGCCAAACAACAUCAUCAGAAAUCUUUUCUCACCGCAGAGAAUAUUCCUGAAUCCACCCAACAUCUCUUUGAACACCCAGAUUUUAAAAGAGAGAAUAGAUAUUUCGUUUCUAGAAUUGAUAUGCUAAGCAUGGGAAAGGCUCCCACAAAUUUGCCCAAAGUAACACAAUUAUCAAAUAGCGAAUGGCAACAACAAAUGAAGGAAAAGACCAUCAAAGCCUUUGAGCAAUUGGAUCUUCAUGUCGAUUUAUUCCCAAAGCAAGUUGAGGAACCAACUUUUAGAGAUGAAAUUUCUGCCAAUCUCACCACCCAACUUUCCGUAACAUUUGCAAAGGCAAAGGAGGAACAAACUUUCUCAAAUACUUCCUUGUUAGGCAAUUUCAUUGAAUCCAAGACUACUGAGCAAUUGCCAACAGUAAAAUUUGAAGGAGAGAAAGAUGCUUUAUACACUCUUGUCAUGUUGACACCAGACUACCCAUUCAGAUUAAUUCCUGACAGGGGAAGCUUCAUUCAUUGGAUGGUUGCAAAUAUUCCAGGAAGUGGAGACGUUUCGCAAGGCAAUACAAUUUGUUCAUACAUUCCUCCAUUGCCAACAGAGUGUGCAGGAACUUUCCGCUACAUUUUCCUCUUGUACAAACAAAGUGAAAAGAUGGACAAUGUUGAAAAAGUCAAGGAAAUUUUGUUGACAACUGAACAAUACAAACAGCCACAACAAUACGAAAUUUUGAAGCAAGACCAAGACCUUAACAGGAAAAUGAAAGAAAAGAUGAGAAGACAUGCUUAUGAGUAUGAAUAUGAAUAUAUUGAUCAGAUGAUUGACAAAAAGUUUAAAGCUCACAGCAACUUGGUUACGAUAGAUGGGCAAAAUGAAUUUGAUAUUAAGGGAAGUGAUUACAGACCAGUUCAAACACCAGAACAAACAGCAAAGACAUUUGAACUUAAUCAAAGAAGAUAUUUCGAUUUGAGCAAAUUGAUAAAUGAAAGCAAGAAGCCAGCAGGAAUGUGCUUCUUUAGAACUGAAUACGAUUUCAAUGUCACAGAGCUCUAUCAAAAGAAUCAAUGGAAAGAACCAUUCUACAUUCCACCAGACAUUAUCCAUAAUGAAAUUGUUAAGAAACACAAAGUUUAUCAAGGUCUAAGCAUUAAGAAGCAAAAUUACAUGAACACACUUAACUGGGUUUAA